GCCCAUUAAAACAGCCUCUGGGCUGGUAGCACAAGAACCACAGUGUGGGUGGCUCAGCCUGGUCAGAGGGUCACAGAGUGGUAGGGGCUGGAAGGGACCUCCAAAGAUCAUCCAGUCCAACCCCCCUGCCAGGGCAGGAUCAGCCAGGGCAGGCCACACAGCAACACAUGCAGGUGGGGGUCUGAAUCUCUCCAGGGAAGGAGACUCCACAACCUCUCUGGGCAGCCUGCUGCAGGGCUCUGCACCCUCACAGUGACAAAGUUUCUCCUUCUGUUCCCAUGGAACCUCCUCUGCUCCAGUUUGCACCCCGUUGUCCAGGACAUCCCUGAGCAGAGCCUGGCUCCAUCCUCCUGACACUGCCCUGCACAUCUUUGUGACCAGGAAUGAGGGCAGCCCUCAGGCUCCUCUGCUGCAAGUGGCAGGUUGCAGGACAGAAGAUGAAGCAAUCCGUGGCUUAAGCAGCCCUGCAGUGGCAGCAGUGUGAGCUGAGGUGGUUGGUACCACCAGAAUUCAUCUGCCCUUUGUCCAGGAGAGGAAAAUGAGCAAGAAAGCAGCUCAGUGGCUCUGGUGCCAGUUUUGCCAGAGACCUCCGUUUGCAGCAGGACAAGGAGAGGGCAAAGCACUUCUGCUUCCUCUCUGCCUUCCCAUGGGGCGUCUGACUGCAACCCCCCCAGGAAGGGGGCAGAACUUUGGAGGAGCCCUGGGUCUCCACCGUGGAGAAGGAGAGCUGAAGCUGCUGUGGUGCUAGUGUGGCACCUGUUUGUGCUUUGCUGAGGAGCAGUGUGGGAGAGCUCUGCAGUGUGACCUGCAGGGCUGCUUGCUCUGGUGGCAAACUCAGCACAGGAGAGCAGAGCAGUGACCUUGUAAGCUGGGAGGACUCUCUGGAGAGCCUGCUGCACUCAGCUGCAUCUUCUGAGCUCUGCAAUGCAGAGCUCUCAGGAGGCUUCACCAGGCCCAGCAUCGCUCAGCUUUGGCUCUUAACCCACCUGAGAUGAAAUAAAGCUCCAGGCCCUCCUGGGGGUCAGAGAUGGCUUCAGGACUUGUACCCCGUGUUGGGCAGCUCAGCACCCCAGCAGACGUCAUGGCAGACCUGUCCUGGGCUGAAGGAGUCUCCAAUGGGACACUGCCCAAUGGCAGUUCAGAGCCCCCUCUGGAAGCAGACUUCCAGUACCUCCUGUUUCCUGCCAUCUACAGCAUCACCUUUGUGCUGGGGCUGCUGGAGAACCUCUCAGCUCUCUACCUGCUCUCCUGCAGGGCGAAGCACAGGUCUCACUCCUACCUCUACAUGACCAACCUUGCUCUGGUGGACACCUUGUUUGUCUGUGUGCUGCCCUUCAAAAUCCAUUACCACCUGAACUGCAAUGACUGGAUCUUUGGGGACGUGGCCUGCAGGGUGACAGGGACUCUGUACUACAUCAACAUCUACCUCAGCAUUGCCUUCUUCACCUGCAUCUGCGUGGAUCGGUACCUGGCCGUGCUGCACCCUUUCACCUACAUCCAGAUCAGAGCCAGGCAUUACCUGCUGGUGGUCACAGGCCUCUGGGGGGUGGCUCUGAGUGUCGCAGUGCCACUCAUCCUGGAAGGUCCCCUCCACAACAGGGGGGUGAGGAACACCACAGCCUGCUUUGAGAACUUCAGCCGGAGCAGCUGGAGCGGCCGCAUGGCUCCCUACAACGUCCUGGCCUUGCUCUUUGGCUUCGUGGUGCCCUUUGCCAUCAUCCUCAUCAGCUACCCUCUCAUUGCCAGGAAGAUCUCCCAGAUCAAGCACAGCACCCGCAAGAGGAAGGCCCUGAGGACCAUCUACAUCAUCCUGGGCAUUUGUACCCUGUGCUUUCUGCCCUAUCAUCUCUCUCACCUGCUCCACUUCUUAAUGAGAGUCCAGCUCAUCCAGAACCAGGCCUUCACCAGCCUGAUCUACAAGAUGAGGAGGAUCACCUUAGCCCUGGUGAGCUUCAACUGCUGCCUCAACCCCCUCCUCUACUACUACAGCUCCUCCAGCAGGCAGUGGCUCUUCAACUUCAAGCUUCGCUUCAGGUCGAAAAAGGUCUACACCAUCUGUGACCAGAACCUGGCGGGGGAGUCCUGGGGGUAUAAACUGCAGCAGAUGCAUGGCAACAACCCCCCCCAGGCUGCACUCUUCUGAUCUGCUCCAAAACCACACAGCCCCUGAGAACAGCCACAUCUUCCACCCUGGGAACCAGGAGGCCUUGGAGGGAGUUUAUCAUCAGCUGGGGGUUAUCAGAGGCACCAGAGAAGCACUGGCCUGGCUGACAAACCUGCUGCACAGCUGAGGGUUUGCUCCAGAGGAUGUGAUUGCUGCUCACAGAUACAGCCAGGCCCUUCUCUUCCUUCCCACCCCACCCCCAGCUGCUGCUGGCCUCUUGGCACAGGAGGCUCUGAGAUAAGCCCUGUGCCAGCUCCCUUCUGGUCUUCCUUCCCAGGGCAUGAGGCCUGCCCACGGUGGUGCUGUGCUGAACCCCUGGGGGAGCCUGCUAGGGCAGGGGGAGUUGGACUCAGUGGUCUCUGGAGGUCCCUUCCAACCCCUAACAUGCUGUGAUUCAUGGAUGAACAGAAGGAGUUGGGUUGGAAGGGACCUCAAAGAUCAUCCAGCAGGCAACCCAAGCUGCUCAAGGCCUCAUCCAGCCUGGCCUUGAACACCUCCAGAGAGAGGACAUUCACAGCCUCCCUGGGCACCACCCUCUGCCUAAUCUCCAGUCUCACUCUGCCCUCCUCAAGCUUCAGUCCAUUCCCUCUCAUCCUACCACUCCAAGCCCCUGUAGGCUCCUGUGUCUCCCCAGGCAAUAUCCACUGCCAAUUGCUCAGAGUUCAGGCUGAAAGUGCCUCCUGGGACCUGGCCUUGCAGCAGGUACUUGGACCUCAGCUUGUGCUGAGCUCUUGGAACUGCCUUGAACUUUGAAGCAGUGAGUAGGAUUGCUGCGGCAGGGGGGUGUGGGGAGCCAACUGUCUGCAGGAAUUGCUCUCCCAACAAUGCCCACUGCAGCUGCUGCCACUCUGGUGGAGGACAGGAGGGAAGAGGCCAAGCAGCUG
Messenger RNA from Pogoniulus pusillus (Red-fronted tinkerbird), 3048 nucleotides. RefSeq names its product lysophosphatidic acid receptor 6-like. Gene Ontology annotation, cellular component: membrane. The transcript has 6 exons. The record is from RefSeq and is a predicted model, not a curated record. Bases 1028 to 2143 code for a protein of 371 amino acids. Gene Ontology annotation, biological process: G protein-coupled receptor signaling pathway. Gene Ontology annotation, molecular function: G protein-coupled receptor activity; oxysterol binding. Lineage: Eukaryota; Metazoa; Chordata; Aves; Piciformes; Lybiidae.